AGGCCACUGUUGCAACUACAGUAUCGGUAACAACUUAGCAUAAAGGGCUUCAGACUGCAGAGCAAAUGAGAAUGUAUGCUGUCACCUUAGACUGACACCUAUUUACCUGUUGGCUGCAUUACCUAAUGAAACACCCACUAGUUAUACAGAGAGGAAGUUGCAAUGAGUCACCUGUAUGUCAUUUCAGUUUCGAUGCUAAACAGGAAGUUGACUAUUUCUGCUUAUUUGAGGGGCCCCACAACAGAACAGAUAUAGUGAAGUUAAAACAGAAUCCUGGGGAGAGCUGCUCCUGGUGUUCGGUGAACAGCCACAGUCAUGGAAGAAGUGAUAUGGGAACAGUUCACUGUGACUUUACAAAAAGACUCCAAACGGGGAUUUGGUAUAGCAGUCUCGGGUGGAAGAGAUAACCCCAACUUUGAGAACGGUGAAACCUCGAUCAUCAUCUCUGAUGUGCUGGAAAAAGGCCCAGCAGAUGGGUUACUUCAUGAAAAUGACCGGGUUGUCAGUGUUAACGGCUGUCCAAUGGAAAAUGUGCUUCAUUCCUAUGCUGUGCAGCAAUUAAGAAAAUGUGGGAAAGUAGCCCAAAUAACAGUGAAGAGGGCUCGGAGAGUCCCAGCUCGGCAGCCCGUGACUGAACCUGAGAAUCGGUUCUUCGAUGUGGCUGAUGACUACGAUCGCAGAAGCGAGCACAGUAUCCAGAGUGACAGGAGUGACGGUGGGCCCAGAGGAUAUGACUACAAUCAAGACUACAGCCCAGACAGAAGCUACAGACGAGAUGGGGAGCGCAGCAGGAGUUACGAGAGAGGCCAGAAUAGAGAGCAUAGUCGCAGCAGGGACCACAGCAGGGGGAGGGUAUAUGACGACGACAGAGGUCACGAGAGGAACUAUGGGCGUGAAGGGCCUGGGCGGGCGAGAUUAUACGAUGAAGACCAGGGACACAAUAGAGCUUAUGAACAAGGUGACCGAAUCCAGGGAAGGGCGUACGAAGAACACUGGGGUUAUGAUGAGACCUACGAGCGAGAUGACAGAGGUCGCAGAAGGAAAUACGAUGAGGAUCGUGGUCGUAAUAGAGUCCACGAGUAUCGCAGAGAACCAGCAAGAGCCCCGAGCCGUGAUCGACUCAAAUCCAGAAGCCCAUCACCAGAGUCUUUUCAUUCUAAUGAUGGAGGGCUUCCAAAACCCUACAGAGUUAUGCUGGUUAAGAGCAGAGCAAAUGAAGAAUAUGGCCUUCGAUUAGGCAGCCAGAUCUUCAUCAAAGAAAUGACAGGAAUAGGGCUGGCUGCCAAGGAUGGAAACUUACAUGAAGGGGAUAUUGUUCUCAAGAUCAAUGGGACAGUCACUGAAAACAUGUCCCUGGCUGAUGCCCGAAAAUUAAUUGAAAAGUCACGAGGGAAGCUCCAACUUGUUGUGCAAAGAGAUGCGAAGCAAACGUUGAUCAGCAUUCCACCUAUGGAUGACAGUGAGUCUGAUUCAGAAGGCGUUUCGGAAAUUGAUUCAAACCGCUCGUAUUCACCUCCUCCGGAAGAAAGGAAAUCACCGCAUUCUGAUGCUUCUUCACAUUCUUCUGGAAGAACGACUGACAAGAAAAGUUCCAAAGAGGAGCCCUCCAGCAGACUGGCGAGAAUGGGAGCCAUGCCAACUCCAUUUGCAACAAAGUCUGACCUGCCCACUGCUAUUGACUAUGAGAAGGAAGAUAGGACAGAGGAGGAUUACAGAGUUUCCAAAAUUGAAGAACCAGUAGUAACGGCUCCAAAGAAAUUUCUUCAACCAAGUCCAGAAGAUCAAGAGAUCUUUGGCCCAGAUACAAAAAUGGUGCAGUUCAAGAAAGGUGAUAGCGUUGGCCUCCGACUUGCUGGUGGCAACGAUGUGGGGAUCUUUGUGGCAGGAGUGCAGGAAGGUAGCCCAGCUGAGAAUGAAGGGCUUGAGGAAGGAGAUCAACUGCUUAAGAUAAACUACAUGGAUUUCCGUAGUAUUGUACGUGAAGAAGCUGUUCUAUAUCUUUUAGAAAUUCCGAAGGGCGAAGAUGUGACCAUCCUUGCUCAGAGCAAGUAUGACGUGUACAAAGAUAUAAUUAACUCUGGCCGUGGCGAUUCAUUCUUCAUUAGGACUCACUUUGAGUACGAAAAAGAGACUCCACAGAGUUUGAAUUUUACCAGGGGUGAAGUCUUUAAAGUCUUGGACACCCUAUACAAUGGAAAGCUGGGAAAUUGGUUAGCAGUGAGAAUUGGCCCUGACAACAUCAAACACCUGGAGAAAGGAAUCAUUCCAAAUAAAAGCAGAGCUGAGCAAAUGGCCAAUGUGCAGAAUGUCCAGAAGGCAGCUUCAAGUGACCGAGGGGAUUUUUGGAGGUCACGAGGUCAACGGGCGGCAAUGAAAAAGAACCUUCGAAAGAGUCGUGAGGACCUCACAGCAGUGCCAGUUACCACCAGGUUCCCAGCGUACGAGAGGGUUGUUCUUCGGGAAGCUGGCUUUAUGCGGCCUGUGGUGCUCUUUGGGCCUAUCGCUGAAAUAGCUACAGAGAAGCUGGCAACAGAGUUAUCAGAUACCUACAAAAUUGCCAAAACGGAACCCAGAGAUGCGGGCUCCGAAAGGGCAUCUGGUGUGGUUCGAUUGAACACAGUCAGACAGAUCAUUGAAGAGGACAAGCAUGCUUUACUGGAUGUUACGCCCAAGGCUGUGGACCUGCUGAAUUAUACUCAAUGGUACCCGAUCGUUAUCUUUUUUAACCCGGACAACAAACAGGGCGUCAAAACCAUGAGGCAAAGACUGAAUCCAACUUCCACCAAGAGUUCCAAGAAGUUGUAUGAACAAGCUGUCAAGCUAAGGAAGAGAUGUUCUCAUCUUUUUACAGAGACGGUUGAUCUCAAUUCCUCUCAUGAUGGCUGGUACGGAUUGGUAAAGGAUCUGAUUCGAGAUCAUCAGGCUUCUGCAGUUUGGGUUUCGGAAGGCAAGGCUGACGGACUAGGAGAUGAAGAUCUUGAGAUGCCUGACGAUCGCAUGUCUUACCUGUCAGCAAUGGGAGCUGACUACCUCAGCUGUGACAGCCGAUUGAUGAGCGACUAUGAUGACACAGACACUGAGGGUGGCACCUAUACAGACAACGAGCUGGAUGAGCCAAUAAAUGAACCUCGAGUAUCUUCUGUUGCCAGAUCAUCGGAACCUGUGCAGUUUGAUGAGCGGAGGCAAAGUCCAGAACCACCUGUAGCUCGAGGACAGAUGAGGAGAGCAGGCAGCAGGGAAGUUCUGAGAGAUCCCAGCCCUCCUCCUGACUUCAGACCUGAGCCACCAAAGGCCAAAGCUGAAGUGCAUGCAUACGUGAAAGAGCCUCCAAAGCCGUACUAUGAUUUUCGUUACAGUAGCUCGAGUCCUGGGAGCAGUGAGCACCCCCGCAGUCAGGAGGCCACAAUCCCUUCCAAGCCGCAACCCCCUCCGGUGGCUUUGAAACCCUCGUUUGGGACCAGAACGGCAGUCAAGCCACCGGCUCCAGCCACUAUGCCCCCAAGUGAAGAGGGUGAGCAGUACAUCGAUGAAGAGUUGGGAGAUGGGGACCAGCAUAAAUCAGUGUUGGGCAAAGUGAAAAUAUUUGAAAAACUGGAUCACAAAGCUCGAGCUCAGAGACUGCAAGAACUACAAGAAGCACAAAUGGCAAGACUGGAAAUAGCACAAAAGAACCCAGAUAUCUAUGCUGUUCCUAUGAAACCACCUAAAGUGGAACAACCACAGUCACACAGACCUCCUGAGCCCCAGAAGCCCGCGCCACAAUCCUACCUGGACCCCAGCGGAUUUGGCUACAGAGCGGAAGAUGAUGAGGAGGAGGAGCAGUAUCGCAGACAACUUGCAGACCAUUCAAAGAGAGGUUACUAUGGUCAGCAUGGGCCUCAUACCACCAAAUACAGGGAUACUGAACUUUAGAAAGGGGGAUACUUCAUAACCAUGGUUUUAAUAAAAUGAAAAAUAAAAACAAAACAACAGAUGUGCUGGAAAUGAUCUGCUGGCCCAUAAGCUCCUGGACCUUCAGUGCUGAUUAACUUGCAGUUGCUCCCAGCGAUAGUAACUUUAUUUCAAUGGGACUUGUAUACUUCGCGAAUGCUGCUCCAGCUGCCUUUUACUAUAGUUUUCACAUCAAGCUUUUUUUUAAUACAUAAUUUCCAAUUCAAGGACAAAUUAAGGUCUUUUAAAAAAAAAAAUGGGCAGACCUUUGUAACAAAGUUCUGCACGGGAACACAAAAGUGCCUCUUGUGUUUCUUUUUCUUGAACAAAAAGCUUGCUUUUGGAGAAAUUGUAAUUGGUGAAGGUAAUGACACUGGACUUGGUAUGAAUUUGAGUUAUAUUUUUUAACUGAUAAACCAUUGUGGUGUAAAGAUCUUUUUGGGACCAGAGGAAAGAGUCCUAAUUUUGUACUGCAUUUGCAAUUGUCAUGUGCAAGAAUGUAUCUUGUACACCGAAUGCAUUUUUUCUAACUUGUAAUGAUGGUAUUGAUUUUAAAUUGAUCAAAUAAAACAUUAUGUAUUUAAGUGCCAUUACUUUUUAGCUUGGAUAUCAAGAUGCAGAUUUUGGG
Molecule: messenger RNA, 4558 nt
Organism: Mobula hypostoma (lesser devil ray)
Lineage: Eukaryota; Metazoa; Chordata; Chondrichthyes; Myliobatiformes; Myliobatidae
Gene: tjp2a
Product: tight junction protein 2a (zona occludens 2)
Exons: 23
Coding region: 316-3912 (1198 amino acids)
Biological process (GO): cell-cell junction organization; protein localization to cell-cell junction; cell-cell adhesion
Cellular component (GO): bicellular tight junction; plasma membrane
Molecular function (GO): cell adhesion molecule binding
Source: RefSeq, a predicted model, not a curated record